AUGUCCGAAACUAAAACAACUACCAAGCAUAGUCGUCCUCUCUCCCCAGAGCUUUCUCCGGGAGCUCAAGCGCCCAGUACUCCUCGUCGGCGUCGUCGUUCAUCAACGUUCUCCUCGCUGGAGGCAGUGAAUAGCCGGCGGAACUCGUUGACGCUGCAGGAAGCGAAACAAGCACUUGGAUCCGCGGCAGAAAUCGUACUAGCACCAACCGACGGCGAGUCUCCGACAUGGCACAAUAUUCCAUUUGCAUUUGCUGUUCUCCCAGCAAUCGCCGGGGCCUUUGUCACUGGGGGUGACUUCUUCAUUACAGAUAUAAUUCUGCUAUUUCUCGCCGCUAUAUUUCUUCACUGGCUGGUCAAAUUUCCAUGGGAAUGGUAUCGCGCUGCACAAUCAAUCGCAUCCGAAAGUCCUGAUCUCGACCCUGUCCCAAACCCUAAACCACCGAAAACACUCCGCGAGGCUGAAAUUCGUGCCGCUGCAGUUGAUGAGCUCCUCAUGCAUGAACAUAUUGCAUUGCUAUGUUGCUUCAUUGGACCGAUUGUAGGCGGCUUGAUGCUCCACAUGAUCCGCGGGCAGCUCUCUCGACCUAGUGGAGGCCUUAUAUCAAAUUUCAACCUCUCAACUUUCGUCCUUGCUGCGGAGUUGAGGCCAUCCGCACAGCUUGUAAAAUUGAUCCGUACUCGGACAAAAUAUCUACAGAGCACAGUUCAUCAUCCUCCACCCGCAAAAGUUGAUCUUCUGGGCUCAAGGAUUGAUGAACUGCAGGCAGAAGUCAAGGAGCUUACAAUUUUAGCCACCCGUGCAAUCGAGCGAGAUCCUGAUCUCGACGCACUGAACCGUGCUGUCCGUCGCUACGAGAAAAAAGAAGCCCUUCACAGCCUACACACCGAAACUCGAAUCCACGAAAUCGAUGCUCGGCUCAAUGACAUCCUUACACUUGCUGCAGCGGCGAGUGCGCGGCAGAAGGAGCAGACACUUGCAGGGGUACUACUGCAAUGGAGCUUUGCGCUUCUUGUGGCACCAGUAUCAUUCGCAUGGAGUGUUGUAAGCUUGCCUGCGAAGGCGGUGGAAACGAUAAUGGAGAUGAAGAAAGGGAGGCUGUUGCUAGGUCCCAGCUCUAAUGGAAAGCCACAAGGGAGGUUGACCUCUAAAAUUGUAAGAUUUGCCAAUUGCAAUCUCAAAAAUUUGAUCGAAGCUUAG
Morchella importuna is the source of this 1200-nucleotide messenger RNA. RefSeq lists its product as uncharacterized. NCBI's taxonomy places the organism in Eukaryota, Fungi, Ascomycota, Pezizomycetes, Pezizales, Morchellaceae. The transcript has 5 exons. Bases 1 to 1200 code for a protein of 399 amino acids. The record is from RefSeq and is a predicted model, not a curated record.